GAGGUCAUCCAGAAGUUAAACUUCUACACGUGGAUCGAGUACCGCCUGGAUGAAGAGCAGAACGCCGAGGCACUCAACGAUGAGGUCUUGGGUCUAACGAACUGGGAUGACAUGGCGGCGCUUGGGAACAGAGUCUACAUCAUGUGGCGCAAAGGCAACGAAGAUCAUGCCGACGAGUGUUUAGAAAAGUUGAGGAGGAUGAGACGAGGAAAGAACGGCGACUGGCAGGUCGACCAGGCCCAAGCUCAGCUCGCUUACUGUUACGAGAGACUUGGGGGCGUCAAGGACCUGCUCCAGGCUGAAGACAUGUACACCGUUUUGGUGAAGAAACAUCCACAGGAAUAUUACUGGAAAUACUUGCUGGGUUUGUCGUGUAGGCGCAUCACUCACACAAACGCGUUCGCCUCCAGUAACCAGACAUUGAAUUCAAGAUCCUAUACG
Lymnaea stagnalis (great pond snail) is the source of this 441-nucleotide messenger RNA. The record is from the annotation of a GenBank genome assembly. NCBI's taxonomy places the organism in Eukaryota, Metazoa, Mollusca, Gastropoda, Lymnaeidae.